Molecule: messenger RNA, 718 nt
Organism: Rhincodon typus (whale shark)
Lineage: Eukaryota; Metazoa; Chordata; Chondrichthyes; Orectolobiformes; Rhincodontidae
Product: tubby-related protein 3-like
Exons: 7
Coding region: 14-718 (234 amino acids)
Source: RefSeq, a predicted model, not a curated record
GUGGUAGAGCAGCAUGUCCGCCUUGUACCUGAGCACCGGCGCCCUGGCCAGGACUGAGAAUUCUUCUGUUUAUUCCACGACACUCCCAGGGAGUGUGAUGGAUGAAGAUGGUCAGAGCCUGCGCCGUCAGAAACUCGACAAUCAGUGGAAUCUUCUCAAACAGAAGCAGAGGCGGAAACGGCAGGACAUCCUGAUGGUCCAGGCAAACCCAGAUGCGAAGGUGAAGCCCAGGCAGCUACGGAAAGCUGAUGAGCAGGCGUCCCUCUUCAAAACACACAGCACCAAUGUUAUGUCAGACUUCUCCUGCAAGAUUCCAGAGGAGGAGAUAGCCAUCUCUCAUCUCCAGUUAGAGUCCCUCGACAAUGGGGACAGUUCAUUUGUCGACAGAGAUAUUCGUGAAGUGGCUAAAAUCAACAAGGAACAAACAUGGGAUCUGGGAAAAGAUAUCCUGGAAGUGGACGUGGAGGAACUGGACGAGAAUGGGACAGAAAAUCUGAGCACUUGCUUAGAACUCAGAGAAACAGCGACAAGGACUGAGAGAGCUCGGAAACUGGGGAAAGAAAUGUUGGAUGCCGAUCCGAGAGAGUUCAAUCAGGCUGUCAAACUGGAAACUCCUUUGAAGGCGAAAUCCCAACCAGAAGCAAAUCGAGAGAAAAGGCAGAGACGGAAAGAAGGUGAGAGAAAGUUCCUGAUGCAGCAGCAGCAUGGUCAGCACUGA